Molecule: messenger RNA, 3445 nt
Organism: Pseudopipra pipra
Lineage: Eukaryota; Metazoa; Chordata; Aves; Passeriformes; Pipridae
Product: kazal-type serine protease inhibitor domain-containing protein 1-like
Exons: 4
Coding region: 332-1240 (302 amino acids)
Biological process (GO): regulation of cell growth; regulation of signal transduction
Cellular component (GO): interstitial matrix; extracellular region
Molecular function (GO): insulin-like growth factor binding
Source: RefSeq, a predicted model, not a curated record
AAGGAGCCACUGAGCAAACAGCUUUUCAGAGAGCUUCAACUCAGCUGUCAGAGGGGGCAGUUUGGUCUCUGUGCAAGCAAUACUCACAUUCCAAACUGCAUUAGAGAAAAGCUGGUGGGGGUUUAUGCAUUUUUAUUAUCAGUUCCAGACUAGGAAUUUGAUGCUAAUUUUUUCUUAAAGCCUGUGUUUGCAGCAGAGUUUAUAUUCUAAAACAAAGCCAGGAUUGUGAUGUUUUUCUCUCACUAGCUUGCUCUUCUUUAUCUUUUCUUUUUUUUUCCUCCCCUUGGCUUUACUCCAAGGACCUUUUCUGCUUGUUUGUUACACUCUCAAGAUGAAGCACUGGAUGGUUACAGCAGUGCUGAUAGCACUGGUACAGGUUUCUCAGAGUUUCCCUGCCUUGUACCACCGAGGUUGGUGGAGGCUGCUAAGGGAAGGAGAUAGUUGUGGAAAAUGCGAUUUGACGCUUUGCUCUGAGCCUAAAGACUGUCCAGCCGGGACUGUGUUGGAUCGUUGUGGCUGCUGUCUGGAAUGUGGGAAUGUGGAAGGUCAGAUCUGCGACUUGGACCAGGGCAAUCAUUUUUAUGGGCAGUGUGGGGAUGACCUCGAGUGCAGGCUGGAUGCUGAUGAAGCAAGGUUUGGGGAAGUCCCCGAACCCCAGUGUGUGUGCAAGUCUCAAGAGAGCAUCUGUGGACCCGAAGGGAAAACCUACGAGAACAUCUGUCAAUUCAACAAGGCUUAUGCUGCAAAAAGAAAUAUCAGCAUGAAACAUAAAGGGCCAUGUGAAUCAGCUCCUGUUAUUUCUAUGCCACCUCAGGAUGCCCAGAAUUACACAGGCAAUGAUGUCAUUUUUGGCUGUGAGGUGUCAGCCUAUCCUAUGCCACAUCUUGAAUGGAAAAAAAAGGGGAAUAAAAUGUUUCUGCCAGGAGAUGACACCCAUGUCUCAGUUCAGGCAAGAGGUGGGCCUCAGAAGUAUGGUGUGACAGGUUGGCUGCAGAUUCAAGGACUCAAAAAGUCAGAUGAAGGCAUUUACAUAUGCCACACCAGAAAUAAGUAUGGUGCAACAUAUGCCUCUGCAAGACUGAAAGUCGUUGACGACCCAUCUCCUCCAUUUGCAUUUACUGCUGGCAGUAGAAGUGCAAGCUACAGCAUUGAAUAUGAGGACUAUUAUGACAAUUCUGAUGAAGAUGAUGAUGAAGAAUAUGAAUCCGGGGACUAUGAUAACGGAAACAACUCUGAAUAAUAGUUUUUAUACAUCUGUUGUCCAAUACCUUUCACACUGUUAUAUUUACCAGUAAUCUCUGUGCUGUAAAUGGCUCCUCUGCUAACACAUGUAUAUCCACCUUCCUGAAAUUCAGCUUUGGAUAAAGUGUAUCAUGCUACUCAGGAAAAAUAAGAACAUUUGUAACACCUCACAUUUAAAUUGUUAAAUAUAAUGCUUCAACAUGCACCUUUCUACUAGAUAUACCAAAGGCAUCAAAUUUUAUGAUAAUUUUAAAAUUAUUUUAUAAUUUCUUUCACACAUUCUAAUUUGUCUAGCAAAAAUGUCAAUAGUUAAACAAAAUUUUUACCUUGUAUCAAUUUGCUUUUUUUCUAUAAUGUACUACAUAAUAUCAAAAGAUUGUUCACAUGGCAACAAGCCUAAGUAUGGAGUUUGCAAACUAGUCUUUAAUCUCCUUAGUUCCUGUUUUCUCUUAAGUUUCAGCAAGAUUUUCCUUCUCAUUUGAAAUGUUCCAUGAUUAGUCUCAUCAAAUGUGAAUUAUGUGUCUUUUGGGGGAUUAUUUUGUUUACUUUUAAUAGAUACAUGAAGCAAUCCCAGUCUAAAGCAAGUAAGUGCUGUUUUAUUGGCAAUACUCAGAUAUUCCUAGAAAAGAUUCUUUGUGCAUUCAAGCAGCUGAGCACACCUUUGAACUCCUCUCUGUAACAGCUCCUGCGUUUCUCCUCAAAGUGCUGGCUCCUUCCCCCAGCCCAGGGAGCGGUUCAGAGUUUGGGAUGGUUACUUCACUCUGAACAGGGCAGUGUUUGGUGGCAUCACUGCAGUUUAAAGGCAGCAGUGGCUCUGUAGCUCGGUGCCUGCUUUUCAAACACAGAGAUCUGCCCUACAAGGGUUCCUUCAAGUGCUGUGAACGAAUUGCUCCUACUCUGCCCCAUCCAUGCUGUGUCCGACUAAAGCACAGCCAGCAUUGCCAGGCUGCUGGAAACGGCAGCAGAAAAGCAGGAAUCGUUCUUUCUGAAACCCACUGAACACAUGCACAUUAUUCAAAUCCAUCCACAGGAACCAGACAGCAAAGGAAACAGGUUCAAAAACACGAUACUUCCGAGUGUGGAGUGAAAAAUUUCUCCAAUUGCUUUUGUUAACUAUUUACAUGAAGGCUGGCUCUGAAUUAACGUGUGACUGAAGACAUCAACUAUGAAACCCACUUCUGGGGGGCACUUACAUCUCUGGUUCCUAUGGGCUGAGGGCAGAUGAACAGAGGUAAAUUACUCAACAUUUAGGACUAAGGAAGCAGAAGUUCAGGCAACUGCUUGGAAAGCCUUGGUAUCUGCAGUCUUCUUCAUCCAAGGGACAAACUCACAUAGUGAUUACUGCACACACUAAGGUAACCAUGAGUUAAAUUGAUGGCGACAAGAAAGCUUCAGGGGCAAUGCUACUGUAUGCAUACACGUGUAGGAUUUUUAUGCAUAUACAAUGCAUCACAAAUUCCUUCUUUAAUGUGCUAUUUGCGCCUUUUUUGCUACUAGAAAGAUUUUUUCCUUUCAAUUUGAAUUACUUUAGGAAAUUGGCUAUAGACUGUGUCUGCCCUGAGGUAUUAUUGACCUUUGCCCAGGUAGCAAACAAGCAAAGAAUAAUUUAUUUCAUUUCAGACUUCACAGAGUAUUGUCAACUUGUGAUAAGAAAGCAUAUAAUUGUGUCACUGAAAAAGAUUAAUUAGUUUAAAUUAGGAGUAUGAAGUGGCUUCAUAUUUGAUUACUGAUUUUGCUUUUAUGGACUCUUCCUGGUCUUCUUAGUGAUAUGUCUAGUAACUUCUUUUGUUUAUCCACUAUAUAUUAACUUGAACAUAAAGUUAUCUGAUAGAAAUCACUGAUUAUUUUUUAUGAAACUAUUUAAUAUAUUCAGGAUCAAUUGUGAUCAGCAUUGCAAACUAAUGAAUUAGAGUACUAAAGUCAUCACUAAAUGGUGGCAAUAUAUAUUGGCGUAGCCUGGUACAUGGCACAGAAAAUAAUCUUGAAAUCAUUAGCCAUAGAAAGAAAUUAGAAUUCUUCAGGGCCUUUUGCUGUUGUUAAUGUAAAAUGAAAAACAGAAAGAAAAGAAUGUUUGAAUGAGGAAAUAUGCAGCACAACCAAAACAAAUACCAGUCUGUGAGUGCUUGGCCUGAUGGACUAUGUCUAUUUAAGAAAAGCUAACCUUCGCAGAACAAAGGAUUCUAAAUUAAAUAUGUUGCAUUUC